Messenger RNA from Alligator mississippiensis (American alligator), 7397 nucleotides. RefSeq names its product Cbl proto-oncogene (gene CBL). Gene Ontology annotation, biological process: negative regulation of epidermal growth factor-activated receptor activity; cell surface receptor signaling pathway. Gene Ontology annotation, cellular component: plasma membrane; membrane raft. The record is from RefSeq and is a predicted model, not a curated record. Gene Ontology annotation, molecular function: ubiquitin protein ligase activity; calcium ion binding; receptor tyrosine kinase binding. Bases 76 to 2772 code for a protein of 898 amino acids. Lineage: Eukaryota; Metazoa; Chordata; Crocodylia; Alligatoridae. The transcript is spliced from 16 exons.
CCCCGUCGGGCGCCGUCGCCUCCUCAGCCCGGCGGUGUCCGGGAGCGGCCCGGGCUCGGCAGCACCGCGCUCCCCAUGUCGGCGCCGCUGAAGAAGGGCCCGGGCGGCCUGAUCGGGCUCAUGAAGGACGCCUUCCAGCCGCACCACCACCACCUCGGCCCGCACCAGCCCGGCGCCGUGGACAAGAAGACCGUGGAGAAGUCCUGGAAGCUCAUGGACAAGGUGGUGCGUCUGUGUCAGAACCCAAAGUUGGCAUUGAAGAACAGCCCGCCCUACAUAUUAGAUCUGCUGCCUGAUACGUACCAGCAUCUCCGAACCAUCCUGUCACGCUACGAGGGGAAGAUGGAGACCCUGGGAGAAAACGAGUACUUCAGGGUGUUCAUGGAGAACUUGAUGAAGAAGACCAAACAGACCAUCAGCCUCUUUAAGGAAGGGAAAGAAAGGAUGUACGAGGAGAAUUCUCAGCCUAGGCGCAACCUGACAAAGCUGUCCCUGAUCUUCAGUCAUAUGCUGGCAGAACUGAAAGGCAUUUUCCCAAACGGCCUCUUCCAGGGAGACACGUUUCGGAUCACGAAGGCAGAUGCUGCCGAAUUCUGGAGAAAGGCUUUUGGGGAAAAGACUAUCGUUCCAUGGAAGAGCUUCCGCCAGGCCUUGCAUGAAGUACAUCCCAUCAGUUCCGGGUUGGAGGCCAUGGCCCUGAAGUCAACCAUCGACCUGACCUGCAACGACUACAUUUCAGUAUUCGAAUUUGAUAUUUUUACGCGACUCUUUCAGCCAUGGUCCUCUUUGCUCAGGAACUGGAACAGCCUAGCAGUGACUCAUCCUGGCUAUAUGGCGUUCUUAACAUAUGACGAGGUGAAAGCAAGGCUUCAGAAAUUCAUUCACAAGCCUGGCAGUUACAUUUUCCGAUUGAGCUGUACCCGCCUUGGUCAGUGGGCCAUCGGCUAUGUCACCGCAGAUGGGAACAUCCUGCAGACUAUCCCCCACAACAAACCUCUCUUUCAAGCACUGAUCGAUGGCUUCAGGGAAGGCUUUUAUCUGUUCCCUGACGGUCGGAAUCAGAACCCUGACCUGACUGGUCUGUGUGAGCCCACGCCUCAGGACCACAUCAAAGUUACACAGGAACAAUAUGAAUUGUACUGUGAGAUGGGCUCCACGUUCCAGCUGUGUAAAAUUUGUGCGGAAAAUGACAAGGAUGUGAAGAUUGAGCCAUGUGGCCAUCUGAUGUGCACUUCGUGUCUCACUUCGUGGCAGGAAUCGGAAGGUCAGGGCUGUCCGUUCUGCCGUUGUGAAAUCAAAGGCACGGAGCCCAUCGUAGUCGACCCGUUCGAUCCUAGAGGAGGAGGAGGGCUGUUGCGGCAAGGUGCAGAAGGAACUCCUUCACCCAAUUAUGACGAUGAUGAUGAUGACAGAGCUGAUGAUUCCCUCUUCAUAAUGAAAGAAUUGGCUGGAGCAAAGGUGGAGCGCCCUCCCUCUCCAUUCUCGAUGACUCCACAGGCCUCACUGCCCCCGGUGCCCCCAAGGCUAGACCUUCUGCAGCAACGAGUAUCUAACCCCUCUGGGGCUUCCAGCCCAGGAACCACGUCUAAGGUUGUUCCCAGUUCUCUUCACAAGGAUAAACCUUUGCCGAUACCUCCGACACUGAGAGAUCUCCCACCUCCGCCUCCUCCAGACAGGCCACAUUCCACUGGGGCGGAGAGCCGACCUCAGAGACGCCCUUUACCCUGUACGCCAGGAGAUUGUCCGGUCAGAGACAAAUUACCACCAGUGCCCUCCAACCGUCAAGGGGAGCCCUGGGCAUCACGGCCCGUUCCAAAAGCACCUCCCGUAGCUCUCAGCCCUAAUGACCCGUGGGCUGGUAGAGAACUGACAAACCGCCAUUCACUCCCAUUCUCCUUGCCCUCUCUGAUGGACUCUAGACCUGACGUACAUAGGCAUAGCAGUACACUCAGCCUGGAUACUACGACGAACUUGAACAGCGGACCUCCAGCAAACUCAGAGUGUGAGCACCCCAAGAUAAAACCUUCUUCAUCUGCCAAUGCCAUCUACACUCUAGCUGCCAGACCACUGCCUGUACCAAAACUGCCGCCGGGGGAACAGUCUGAAAGUGAUGAAGACACUGAAUACAUGUCGCCGUCCUCUCUGCCUGUGGUGCCGCCAGGUCCAGCUGGACAAAAACCAGAGCUCAAGCUGCCUUUGGAAAUGACCCAGAGUUUACGAGUGUUGGAGUGUGACCGGCAAGCUGAUGGCUGCACGUAUGAAGCGAUGUACAACAUUCAGUCGCAGGCAGCAUCCUCUAGCUUAGAGAUCACAAACAUUUUUGAUGAGAGGGAUCUGGCUGCAGCUGCUGCCAGUAACGGCCCCGAGGAGUCUGAAAAUGAAGAAGAUGGCUACGACAUCCCUAAGCCGCCUUUGCCCAUCGCCCUUGCACGUCGCACACUGUCCGACAUCUCCAAUGCCACGUCUGCCUUCAGCCGGAUGUCUCUGGAUGGGGAUCCUACAACAGGUUUCUCUGAUGGCACUCAGGUUCCAGAGCGGCCACCGAAGCCUUUGCCGCGGAGGAUAAACUCCGAACGAAAGGCCAGCAGCUGCCAGCCGGGGCCUAGCACCCCCCCUCAGCUCUCCAGUGAGAUCGAGAACCUUAUGAGCCAAGGAUACUCAUAUCAGGACAUUCAGAAAGCACUGGUCAUCGCACAUAACAAUAUCGAAAUGGCCAAGAAUAUUCUCCGGGAGUUUGUCUCCAUUUCCUCCCCUGCACACGUGGCCACAUAGCACAUCCCCUCCAUGCCUACAGCUUGUGUGGACCAACUGCCUGGGCAGCCUGUAGCCCAGCUGCGCUCACAAGGGGGAAGGGGGUUCCUUUACGGGCUUCCUGCUGGACUCAGCCUUGCCUCUGGAGCGAAUCAGUUAACAGGUUUAUGUGGUUCCAGAUUUCAAAGCAAUGGAGUGAAACGGAGCAGAUUGGUGUUUUAUACAGUGUGUGUCUUGGCAUCCUUUUUGGAGUCCUUCCCCUGCCUCUUGUGCGAGAGUACAGAUUUGUUUCCCAGGGCGCUGGUAGACGAAGGGGUCACGACAGGUGAUUCUGGAGCCGGUGCCUGGGGGCAGGGCAGUGCUUUGUGCUGUGAAUUCUAGCGGAGUGCUCUGAAAGCAUCUCCGGGUUGCUGUGGUGUGUCCUGUGGCUCAUGGUACUAGAUUUGGAUCUGUUCACUGCUGUGUGUUUGGCUCAGGCUUUCUAGAGCAGUCGGUAGGUGGCCUUCUGCUGGGAAUAAAUAGGAGAGCUUGGAAGAAACCUCUGCAUUUCUUCCAUUUACUGCGGCGUUCCCCCCCAGGCCCAGAACGGUGUUUAUUGCUCACAAUAGAAAUCCUCUUUAACCUGGAUACUGUGCGACUAGCUGCAGCCAGGCAUCUUUAGCUGCUUAGCGCUGGGAGCUGAACUUCUCCCGGUCUCUCUCUCCUGCUGCUGGCAGGGGCUGGCUGCACCAGAUUCCAGGGAGUCGGAUCCGUUGAACUUUGUGUGCAUGUUUCUCGGGGCUGGGGAGGGGCAGCACACUGCCUGCUGCUUAUCCUUUUAACCCCGAGCAUUUCUGCAGAAACACUUAGACUUGAUCGCAGCUGGGCUGGACUCACACAGCCCCCCUGGGUUGCUCCCGCACACCCUCGCGUAUAGGAACGUCGCAUCUGGUAAACAGUGUUUUAUUGCUCUUAACUGCAUGGCAGCUGUAGCAGACCAGUGCUCUUCACACACAUUCCAUCCUCUCCUUCGAGAGCUUCUGUGCAAGCCCGACAUCCGUGUGCCUGGGUGUUCGUGGGCUUGGCACUUGUGUUCUUCAGCACCUUCUCCGCUUUGCAGUACAAACGCGAUGGUUCUCUGCACGUCUGUCUGUCCCCCACAGCAUAGGGGACCUCUCUCUUUGCUACACCAAGGCGUUGCCCGAGCUUGUCAGGCAGAUGAUGCAGGGAAAUAGGGCAUUUACGCAAGAAUCAAAUGGGACUUUAAAUGUCAGCGUUGAACUAUCGCUUGUGGACAAACCUGACUUGCUUCUUAUCCAGCUUAAUCCCUUUCACAUCAUGUGUUUCUGAUGUACAGUAAGUAAUUGGUCCCUUCAGAGACGUGGAGGAUUCAGCCCUGCUAAGCUGACAAAUGAACAUAUUGCAGCCUGGGGUCAGCGGACAUGAGCCUUUCAGGUCUUGCCUUGCAUCGGUUGGUUCUCUGUGGUGUCCUGCGCCGGAGUAGCAGUUGCCACAAAGUGAAAUACUGUGGUUUGAAGUAACCUGAGGAUGAUGCGAGGCUGCUUUGUGCAGUUCAGCCAUUUUGCAGACUCGGUUACCCGGUUCCUCAUCUCAGAUCAGAGCCCAAGCCUGAUCCAGAGAGAAUUCAGAGCAUGAGCAAAUGGUCCAGAGGAGGACAUGGCACUAGGUUCUCACUUGAUGUGGAACAAGUUUCUUUCCAAACCUACAGCCUGGUUGUUGUUGCUGCCGCGUGGGAUCCAGGUAGUAUGACCCAGCUUCCACACGCCUCACGCAUAGUCAGGGGUAGACUCGAGCCCUGCUAAAGGAGAGGGGUGGUUGAAGUGAAUGCCCCCAUGCUCCAUGAAGCAAGCUCUUUCUCCUGCUCCUGCAGCCGGGCUUGUGACAGUGGCCAAGUUCUGCCAGCGUGGCAUGGCGUGCUGGGACUCCAGUCCAUUGCCAGCCCUGGUCAGCACAUCUUCCAGAGCCUUGCGAGAGAAGCCGGCACAAGGGCAGGUCUGCCUGCUCUCUCAGUAUAUCCGCAGGAUGCAGUAGCAGUUGUGACCCUGACCCAGCAGUUCCUCACUUCUGAGAAUCGGUUCCUGCUCUGUGCUUUUCCAGAGCGUGCUGGAGGCCCCACUGCUAGCAAUCGCCCCUCUUUAACACCCCCUCUUUUGCAUCUUGUCCCUCAGGAGGGCCACCCGCAUGAUCCGGGGACUGCAGGGCAGACCCUACAACGAGAGGUUAUGGGACCUGAACCUGUUCAGCCUUCACAAGAGAAGGCUGAGGGGGGACCUGGUGACCGUCUAUAAACUCACUAGGGGGGACCAGAAAGGUUUGGGGGAGACUUUGUUUCCCCUAGCACCCCUCCGGGAUAACAAGGAAUAACGGCCACAAGUUGUUGGAGAGUAGGUUUAGAUCAGACAUCCAUAAGAACUACUUCACAGUCAGGGCGGCUAGGAUCUGGAACCAGCUUCCAAGGGAAGUGGUGCUGGCUCCUACCCUGGGGGGCUUUGAGAAGUAGCUCGAUGCCUACCUGGCUGGGGUCAUUUGAGCCCAGUUUUCUUCCUGCCCAGGCAGGGGGUCGGAGCUGAAGAUCUGCAAGGUCCCUUCCGAACCGACUUCUAUGAUUCUGUGAUUCUUUCUUGAAGGCUGCAGCUAGCUGUGGGUUGCUUUGGGAGCCAGGGUGCUUCUCAUCUUCUCUGCACGGUGUGCAGGGCAGCAGGGCUGGAUUUCCCCCAGGGUGUUGGGGCUGCUGCCAUGGGAAUUCAAUAAGGAGCUUCAGUCAUUGUCCCGCUGCAGAGCGGGUGCUCCGGGCAACCACUUCCUGUUCUUUCCUGCCAGCCCUUUUUCCCAGGCUCCUCCGGUUGCCAGUUACGUACCCAUACUUUUCAGGGUUCAGACACGGAGGCUCACAGCCUGCGGGAGUCAUUCCAAGUGGUGAAGAGCGCAGUUUUGUGGCAUGUGUCUCUCCGACUUCCCUUCCCUGCAUGUGCCCUUCCUCGUCCACUGGGCUGCAUCUUAAGCUGAUUUGGGAGAGACAAGUGGCUUUUCCACCUUGAAGAUGUGAAUGUCUGUUACUGUCAGCACGUGUAGCUUGGCCACAGCAGGGCACCCCAAGGUCAUGUGCUGUGGAUGAACUGAGCCCUUCGCAGUGUUCCCCUUGCUGCUUUCCUUGGGGUGGCUGAUGAUCCCCCCUCUCCCCCUCAGUGUCUUUAUUCAAAAAGGUUAACUUGAUUUCACUUCUUACAGAAAAAAAAGCCAAAUGUCUCGUGCCUUUCUGAAGGGGGAUGCUGCAUCUCUAGGCUGGCUCUGUGUACUCCCUGGACUAGCCGUGCAGCUGCCUGGCUGCUGGGCUGCUUUGGAAGUGAGCAGGAGAGAGAGAGGGGGCAGUUGUCACUUCAAGGAUGACGCUGUGUUUUGUAGCAUUUCAACUGUGGAGGUUUUCCUACCUUAUCUCUGUUACUAACAGUGACUUGUCUGGACUGGUGCUGUAACACGCUCGCUGUGACGACAGUAGAAUUGUAACAGGAUUCUUCGUGCUUUUAACAAAACCAAGCAGAGUUCUGGUCAUAAAAAUGCUGUUUGUCCCCCACCUCCCACCCCAGGACGCGAAGGAGGCAAAACACCCAGUACAGGCGGAGAAGGGCGCUACAGGCCUGGGCCCCGGGGGUUUCUCUGAGACUUGCCAGGCAGCUGCGUGAACUGGCAGUCCCUGCCCCUUCCAGCCACCUGGGUGCAUUCAUCACCACUCCCACCACCUGGCAGACCAGAACCAGAACGAGACCCUGGAGGCUGGAGGUAGCUGUUCCCUCUGCGGGCGUGUCGGCCUGCUGACCUGCUCUUGUCUUGUUCCUCUGCCGUGCCACAGAUCUAAGCAUUACGCAUCCCGGGCUUCUCUGCUGGCUUUGGUGAGCUUGCUUCUUUAUAGACACAGCUUUCUCUGCCGGUCCCUAGCUGCAGCCUCCACUCCAGGGGUGCUGCAGAGGUGUGGGGAACAGCUGGCUUUCUGGAGUAGGCCUGUCCGGUGGUUGGAGCUAAGCUGGGGGUGGAGUCGUUCCUGCACACGUGCGUUCAGCUGGGUCAGGGAAAUGUAGUUCCCGUGGCGUUUCUUCCUCAGUGGGCCCCAGUGGCAAAUUGGAAGGGGAAUUAAGGAAACUUAUUUUUAAACUUCCUAAUAUAAACCCACUGGGGAGACUGUGGUGGGGGAGGAACAGUAGCUUUAUUUCUCUUGAAUGACGAAAACCAAUUUGUAUGAUAUCAGUGUUAAAAUGUUGAGAUUUUCACAAACUAUUUUAAAAAAAGCAAAGUAUAAUAGUGUCAUUAAUAUAAAAGAAUUAUAUUAGCAGUAUUUAAUCCUUGCAAACCUGUAAAGAAUAAGGAAAACAGAAGGUAAAUAUUCUUACAGAGAGUAGCUGAGCUUUAAGAUUCAUUUGGGUUAAAGUCUUCAUUUUGGUUUUUUUGUUUGUUUGGUUGGUUUUUUGGUUUUUUGUUUUUUUUUGCAAAGGCUUUGUUAAUGUUUAGAGGUUAUACUAAUGUUAUUUAUUAAUUUGUGUCAUUCCCAUACGCAGCCACUAAGGACCUCUUUUGUUUCCGAUUCAUGCAUCUGUGUCGGUCAGAAAACCAAGACAAAGUUUUAUUUUUCAAUAAAUUUCCUUUGUUGUAGCAGA